Molecule: messenger RNA, 6385 nt
Organism: Culex pipiens pallens (northern house mosquito)
Lineage: Eukaryota; Metazoa; Arthropoda; Insecta; Diptera; Culicidae
Gene: RpII215
Product: DNA-directed RNA polymerase II subunit RPB1
Exons: 5
Coding region: 258-5927 (1889 amino acids)
Biological process (GO): transcription by RNA polymerase II
Cellular component (GO): RNA polymerase II, core complex
Molecular function (GO): DNA binding
Source: RefSeq, a predicted model, not a curated record
CCUUCUGUCGGUCGCCAUCAGGCAGCCACACUCUGCAAAUGGACGCGUGUGCUUCGUCACGGUCAAUUUUUGCUUCAAUUUUUGUGCGCUUCUAAAGUUGUGCUAUCGGAUCGGAACGCGGCGGAAAAUAUCGCCAAACCGUUCCCCGGGCCGUGGGGAACCGAUUUUUGCUGGUCUGACUCGAAGCAGGAAGGGAAACAGAAAACGAAGAAGAGGAGAAAGGUCGGAAGAAGCAGCGUCGUCGUCGCGGUGCCAAAAUGAACGGCGAUUCGAAGGCGCCGAUCCGGACGGUGAAGCGGGUCCAGUUCGGAAUUCUGUCUCCGGAUGAGAUCCGCCGCAUGUCGGUCACGGAGGGCGGCAUCCAGUAUGCGGAAACGAUGGAGGGUGGCCGGCCCAAGCUGUGCGGUCUGAUGGAUCCCCGGCAGGGUGUGAUCGAGCGAACGUCCCGCUGUCAGACGUGCGCCGGCAACAUGACGGAAUGUCCCGGCCACUUUGGCCACAUUGAUCUGGCGAAGCCGGUCUUUCACAUCGGUUUCGUGACGAAGACGAUCAAGAUUUUGCGCUGCGUUUGCUUUUACUGCUCGAAGAUGUUGGUUUCGCCGAGCAAUCCCAAAAUCAAGGAAAUCGUCAUCAAGUCCAAGGGACAGCCGAGGAAGCGUCUGGCGUACGUGUACGAUCUGUGCAAGGGCAAGAAGAUUUGCGAGGGUGGCGAGGACAUGGACAUAACGAAGGACGGCGCCCCGCCGGAUCCGAACAAGAAGCAGGGCCACGGCGGUUGCGGUCACUACCAGCCAUCGCUGCGGCGUACCGGAUUGGACGUGAUUGCCGAGUGGAAGACGGUCAACGAGGACUCGCAGGAGAAAAAGAUUGCCGUAACGGCCGAGCGGGUGUGGGAAAUCCUGAAGCACAUUACGGACGAGGAGUGCUACGUGCUCGGAAUGGACCCGAAGUUUGCCCGACCGGAUUGGAUGAUCAUCACGGUGCUGCCGGUGCCACCGUUGGCCGUACGACCGGCCGUCGUCAUGUUUGGAGCGACGAAGAAUCAGGACGAUUUGACCCACAAGCUGUCCGACAUUGUCAAGGCAAACAACGAACUCAAGAAGAACGAAGCGACCGGCGCGGCGGCUCACGUCAUCGCCGAAAACAUCAAGAUGUUGCAGUUCCAUGUGGCCACGCUGGUCGAUAACGACAUGCCCGGAAUGCCCAAAGCUAUGCAGAAGAGCGGCAAACCGUUGAAAUCGGUCAAAUCUCGGCUAAAGGGUAAGGAAGGUCGUAUCCGUGGUAAUCUGAUGGGUAAGCGUGUGGAUUUCUCCGCACGUACUGUCAUCACACCGGAUCCCAAUCUCCGUAUCGACCAGGUCGGAGUGCCGCGCUCGGUCGCCCAGAACAUGACCUUCCCGGAGUUGGUAACACCGUUCAACAUCGAUCGCAUGCAGGAACUGGUCCGCCGAGGAAACUCCCAGUACCCGGGGGCCAAGUACAUCGUCCGAGACAACGGCGAACGUAUCGAUCUGCGUUUUCACCCGAAAUCCAGCGAUUUGCAUCUGCAGUGCGGCUACAAGGUGGAGCGUCACUUGCGCGAUGACGAUCUGGUCAUUUUCAACCGUCAGCCCACGCUACACAAGAUGAGUAUGAUGGGACAUCGUGUCAAAGUGCUGCCCUGGUCGACCUUCCGGAUGAACCUCAGCUGUACCUCACCGUACAACGCCGAUUUUGACGGAGACGAAAUGAACCUGCACGUGCCGCAAUCCAUGGAGACGCGUGCCGAAAUCGAGAACAUUCACAUAACCCCGCGCCAGAUCAUUACGCCGCAGGCCAACAAACCCGUCAUGGGUAUUGUGCAGGACACGCUUACGGCGGUGCGAAAAAUGACCAAACGAGACGUCUUCCUCGAGAAGGAACAAAUGAUGAAUCUGCUCAUGUUCUUGCCCACGUGGGACGGCAAAAUGCCCCAACCGUGCAUCCUGAAGCCCAAACCCCUGUGGACCGGAAAGCAGAUCUUCACGCUGAUCAUCCCCGGCAACGUGAACAUGAUCCGUACCCAUUCGACCCAUCCGGACGAGGAGGACGACGGCCCGUACAAGUGGAUCUCGCCCGGAGACACCAAGGUCAUGGUAGAACACGGCGAACUCAUCAUGGGCAUUCUGUGCAAGAAAACGCUCGGAACAUCGGCCGGUUCGCUGCUGCAUAUCGUCUUCCUCGAGCUGGGCCACGAAAUCGCCGGCCGGUUCUACGGUAACAUUCAGACCGUCGUCAACAACUGGCUGCUGCUGGAGGGUCACAGCAUCGGUAUCGGCGACACCAUUGCCGAUCCUGCCACGUACACGGAAAUUCAGCGCGCCAUUCGCAAAGCCAAAGAGGAUGUGAUUGGCGUUAUCCAGAAGGCGCACAACAUGGAACUGGAACCGACGCCGGGUAACACGCUGCGUCAGACUUUCGAGAAUCAGGUGAAUCGUAUUCUGAACGAUGCUCGUGACAAGACCGGUGGUUCCGCCAAGAAAUCCCUCACCGAAUACAACAACCUCAAGGCUAUGGUGGUGUCGGGCUCCAAGGGAUCCAACAUUAACAUCUCGCAGGUUAUUGCUUGCGUGGGUCAACAGAACGUUGAAGGUAAGCGUAUUCCGUUCGGGUUCCGCAAACGCACGCUGCCCCACUUUAUCAAGGACGAUUACGGUCCCGAAUCGAGAGGCUUCGUGGAGAACUCGUACCUUGCCGGACUGACCCCAACCGAGUUUUACUUCCACGCUAUGGGAGGUCGUGAAGGUCUUAUCGAUACCGCUGUCAAGACUGCCGAAACCGGUUACAUCCAGCGUCGUUUGAUCAAGGCUAUGGAGUCUGUGAUGGUCAACUAUGACGGAACGGUGCGUAACUCAGUGGGUCAGUUGAUUCAGCUGCGUUACGGCGAGGACGGGCUGUGCGGUGAAACGGUAGAGUUCCAGAAUCUACCCACGAUCAAGCUUUCGAACAAGGUGUUCGAGAAACGCUACCGCUUCGAUCCAACCAACGAGCGCAACAUCCGACGCGUGUUCAACGAAGAAGUCAUCAAAGAGCUGACCGAGUCUGGUGACGUCAUUCAGGAGAUCGAAGCCGAGUACGAACAGCUGCUCCGGGAUCGCGAAGCACUGCGUCAGAUCUUCCCGAACGGUGACUCGAAGGUCGUACUUCCCUGCAAUCUUCAGCGUAUGAUCUGGAACGUACAGAAAAUUUUCCACAUCAACAAACGAGCCCCGACGGAUUUGUCACCGCUGAAGGUCAUCCAGGGCGUACGCGAUUUGCUACAAAAAUGCGUCAUCGUGGCCGGAACGGAUCGUCUGUCGAAGCAGGCUAACGAGAACGCUACCCUGCUGUUCCAGUGUCUGGUUCGUUCAACCCUGUGCACAAAGUACGUCGCGGAAGAGUUCCGCCUGAACAACGAAGCGUUCGAGUGGUUGAUUGGAGAAAUUGAAACCCGUUUCCAGCAGGCCCAGUGUAACCCGGGCGAGAUGGUCGGGGCCUUGGCUGCCCAGUCCCUCGGAGAACCUGCCACCCAGAUGACACUGAACACUUUCCAUUUUGCUGGUGUGUCCUCGAAGAACGUAACCCUGGGUGUGCCCCGUUUGAAGGAAAUCAUCAAUAUCUCAAAGCGACCGAAAGCUCCUUCACUAACCGUUUUCCUUACCGGAGGUGCGGCUCGUGACGCCGAAAAGGCCAAGAACGUGCUCUGCCGGCUGGAACACACGACGCUGCGAAAGGUAACGGCCAACACCGCCAUCUACUACGAUCCAGACCCACAGCGUACGGUGAUAGCUGAAGAUCAGGAGUUUGUAAACGUUUACUACGAAAUGCCCGAUUUUGACCCGACGCGAAUCUCUCCGUGGCUGCUGCGUAUCGAGCUUGAUCGCAAGCGAAUGACGGACAAGAAGUUGACCAUGGAACAGAUUGCGGAAAAGAUCAACGCCGGAUUCGGCGACGAUUUGAACUGUAUCUUCAACGAUGACAACGCGGACAAGCUGGUGCUGCGUAUCCGUAUCAUGAACAACGAGGACAACAAAUUCCAGGAUAACGACGAGGAAAACAUGGACAAGAUGGAGGACGACAUGUUCCUGCGGUGUAUCGAGGCAAAUAUGCUUUCGGACAUGACGCUGCAGGGAAUCGAAGCCAUCGGCAAGGUGUACAUGCAUUUGCCGCAAACGGACGCCAAGAGAAGAAUCGUUAUUACGCCCGAAGGUGAAUUCAAAGCCAUCGGCGAGUGGUUGCUGGAAACGGACGGAACUUCAAUGAUGAAGGUGUUGAGCGAGCGAGACGUGGACCCGGUUCGUACGGCAAGUAACGAUAUCUGCGAAAUUUUCCAAGUACUUGGAAUUGAAGCUGUUCGAAAAUCUGUCGAGAAGGAAAUGAACAAUGUUUUGCAAUUUUACGGUCUGUACGUAAACUAUCGGCAUUUGGCUCUCCUUUGCGAUGUGAUGACGGCUAAGGGUCACCUUAUGGCUAUCACUCGCCACGGUAUAAACAGACAGGAUACGGGAGCGCUUAUGAGAUGUUCUUUCGAAGAAACGGUAGAUGUGCUGAACGAUGCGGCAGCUCACGCGGAAGUUGAUCCGAUGAGAGGUGUGUCGGAAAACAUUAUUAUGGGUCAGCUACCCCGUAUGGGAACGGGUUGUUUCGAUUUGCUGCUCGACGCGGAGAAAUGUAAGCUGGGCAUGGAAAUUCCGCAUACAUCGAUAAUGGGAAGCUCGGGAAUGUUCUUUGGACCUGGAGCCACACCCAGCAUGAGUCCAGCGAUGACUCCGUGGCAACAAUCUCAAACUCCAGGCUACGGUGAGUGGUCUCCGUCGGGUCCACCAUCAGGAAUGACUCCAGGAGGACCGAGUUUUUCACCUUCGGCUCAAUCGGAUGCUUCGGGUAUGUCACCGUCUUGGUCUCCGAUGCCGGGUUCGCCGAGCUCACCGGGACCGUCAAUGUCACCGUACUUCCCCUCAUCCCCGAGCGCAUCGCCCUCGUACUCGCCAAGCAGUCCCAACUACGCUGCGGCUUCCCCGGGAGGAGCUUCUCCAGGUUACUCUCCGACCAGUCCCAGCUAUUCGCCGACGAGCCCGAAUUACUCACCAACCAGUCCGAGAUAUUCUCCAACGAGCCCGAACUACAGCCCAACUUCGCCGAAUUACAGCCCAACAUCUCCAUCGUAUUCGCCAACAUCUCCGCUGUACUCACCAACGGCAACCUACGCCCCGUCGAGUCCAGCCUAUUCACCGACGUCACCGUCCUACUCGCCGACAAGUCCGUACUCACCAACAUCGCCCAGCUACUCGCCAACAUCUCCGGCGUACUCUCCAACGAGUCCAUCCUACUCUCCAUCAAGUCCGUCGUAUUCUCCGACUUCACCGUCCUACUCGCCUACGUCUCCAUCGUAUUCACCAACCAGUCCCAACUACACGCCGGCAACUCCAUCCUACUCUCCGACCAGCCCGAACUACUCACCCAGCUCACCGCAUUACUCUCCAACAUCGCCGAGCUAUUCACCCAGCUCGCCCAAGUACUCGCCCACGAGUCCGUCGUACUCUCCGACUUCCCCAUCGUACGGCGGAAGUCCGCAGUACACACCGGCCAGUCCGCAGUACUCACCGACCAGUCCCAAGUACUCGCCCACGAGUCCGAGCUAUUCGCCAAGCUCCCCGCAGCACUCGCCGGGCAGCAGCGGUAGCAACUUCAUGGUCAACUCACCAACCUACUCGCCGACGACGGCCCGCUACUCGCCGAACAUGUCCUCGUACUCUCCGGGCAGCCAGAAAUAUUCGCCCACUAGUCCGGUGUACACGCCGACAUCGCCGCACUACAGCCCGUCGAGUCCGGCCUACUCGCCAACCGGCCAGGGCUACAGCCCGUCGAGUCCGGCAAGCCCGACCUACUCACCGACCAGCCCAUCGUACGAGGAUAGCGUUGACGAUUAGAGAAAUCGCCCAACCAACGAGGAAUGAAAUGAAAUUGGCAUGGCCGGAACGGAGUGCCCGCGAGGAAGAUCCCUUUGCGUUGUUUUUAAUCUGUGUGACAACGUUCUUGACUAAUGUGGUACAAUAUCGCUGUUAUUUUUUCACUAGGCUUGGAAUAAACCACAGGUUAUCAAAUAUAAUCGAACCAUAUUUAUCAAUCUAUUGAGAUGUAUCUUCAGAUGAUUAAUUUUCCGAUAUCAGCUGGGUAAUUUAAAAGUAUAAACUAUUGUGUUGCACAUCGGUCCACGAGGGUUAGAAUUAUAAAAUUCAAGGCAUUUGUAAGGCAGAGUCUGCAGAAAUGCAACAAAAAAUAAAAAUAAAAAAGAACUGAGUGAAGUUGCGCUGAACCUAUGAUAAACAAACUUAUAAAUCUAUCCCGUUAAAACAUGAAUAAAAGUAUUUUUAAAAUCAUCAAAAAA